AUGAGUCAUAUGGAGGCCGUUACGGAUGACAAUAAGCCACGCUUUUCUCUGGUUUAUAUCCCGCAUCAUCCGGUGCUCCGCGAGUCCAGCAGUACAACGAAACUUCGCGUCGUAUUUAACGCGUCGUGUAAAACUAGUAACGGCUCUACGUUAAAUGAUUAUCUGAUGACCGGACCUAAGUUACAACGCGAGUUAGCCUCUAUUAUCCUGCGAUGGCGACAAUUCCGCUACGUGUAUACAGCGGAUAUUGAAAAAAUGUUCCGACAGAUUCGCGUUUAUCCGGAUGAUACGGAUUUCCCAUGCGAGUUCUUAAUCAAUUGGCUCUCGAUGAAGGACGCAUUUCCAAAAGCUCAAUCCAUCGUUCAGGAAUUUAUAUACGUCGACGACGUGUUAUUCGGCGCCGACGACGUUCCGGAGCUCAAAGAAAGCCGCGAUCAACUUCAGUCACUAAUGUCGCGUGGCGGUUUUUACUUACGCAAAUGGGCUGCUAACGCGACCGAAUUAUUAGACGAUAUUCCGGCUGGCGAGCACGAAUUAGCUGUCGAACGAAAACUCGGUGAAGACGACCAGUUAAAGGUACUUGGUCUCACGUGGAGACCGCAAGAAGAUUCGUUUUGCUUCCAAAUAGAUAUACCUACUGCCGACUUUAAUACUAAACGAACCAUUCUAUCAUUUAUCGCAAAGGUCUUUGACCCAUUAGGAUGGGCAUCUCCGAUAGUAAUUACCUCUAAAAUAAUGAUCCAAGAGCUGUGGAUCAGAAAAUAUGACUGGGAUUCUCCUGUAUCUGCCGAGUUAUUAGAGCCGUGGAGAAAGUAUUGCUCGGAAUUUUCCAAACUAAAUGAAAUACGCAUCCCGCGCUGA
Molecule: messenger RNA, 861 nt
Organism: Nylanderia fulva
Lineage: Eukaryota; Metazoa; Arthropoda; Insecta; Hymenoptera; Formicidae
Source: RefSeq, a predicted model, not a curated record